Molecule: messenger RNA, 4998 nt
Organism: Neospora caninum
Lineage: Eukaryota; Apicomplexa; Conoidasida; Eucoccidiorida; Sarcocystidae
Exons: 2
Coding region: 1-4998 (1665 amino acids)
Source: RefSeq, a predicted model, not a curated record
AUGAGUGCUUCCGCAGACAACGAGGGCGCUGAAAGGGUCUGCGCCCAGUCCCAGGAGGGAGAUAACGAGCAGGCCGCAAGUUCUUAUCCAGGAUCUCGCGAGCACGACUGCUGUGGUAACGACCAGGCAGCCAAGGGCGUCUUGGCUUCUCAUGCGAAAACGCCCACUCCUGGCGUUUUCGACGCCACGCGGCGAGAAAGGGGGGAAGGAGACGAGAUGCCGGCUCUGCCCCUCUCGCUUCCCCAGCGGACUGCGUCGCUUGCGCGGGCCGCCGGCGAGCCUCUCGUCGCGGAGGAGGCUUCUCCCUCUCAGCACUCCUCGGGCGAUUUAGCGAGAGAAAUGAGGUUGGAAGACCUUGAGGCGUCGGAAAACUGCGCGAGAGGUGUCGUAGGUGAAGGGACAGGUUGCCUGGCGGCGUGGGCUCAGCAAGGGACCGCGUCAGAAUCGCCUUUUCCGGGGUUCAGCAAUGCCGCAGCCGUCGUGGCAGACGGAGGCGGAAGAGCGUGUGCGCCGGCUGAGGGAAGGAAUGAGCCCGGAAGCGACGGCCGAAAAGAAGGAUGCGGCCUCUCGCUGUUCAUUCGGCCCACAGGGGAGAAAUGGGAACUCAGCGCUGGUCGGAUGGAAGACGCCUGCCGCGAGAAGCCCUCGUGCUGCGAGCAUGAGGCGUCUUGCUGGCGAGCACCCACAUCUGCCCCCCGUCGACAACCGCCUUCCUCUUCUCUUCACUUUCCUCACUUACAGAUUCAAGUUGAGAACGGGAACGCUUGUCAGCCUCUGGCGACGGUGGACGAGAGCUUGAAGGGGGAGGGAGUGCGCCUGGACCAUGGCUUCCGGACGUUGCUCGAGGAGGGCGGAGAAGGUUCCGAUGAUGAAAUCGUCGAAUCGUCCGCGAUGAAACGAGGAAAUUCCUGGCCGUACUUUUGGGUGCGGCGUCACCUCCUUCUUGAACGCCGGUCGCUGAUGUACUUCUCCGUUCCGCUGUCCCCGUGUGCACCGCCACGCGGUUUUCUGCCGCUCCACGCUCGCACGCGUGUCUUGGUUCUUCCGGAACGCGCCUCGCUGUACGGUCGCACAGAUGCCUAUCUUCUCGCGGUGUUCAAUCUCCCUCCCACUGCGGCUCUUCUGCCGGCCGCCGCCUCGAAGGCCUCGCUCCUCUCUUCCCUUGCGGCCUUUCUCCCCACACUGGCCGCACCCUCUGUGAGCCCCGUGUCUCCGCCCUCCGGGGCGCCCCCCUUCCUUCCGUGUUCUUCUUUCGCCUCGCUUCCGCCCCGGUGGCGGCGGACCCGGGGGCACCGCACGAAGCAUCCCGAGUCCCCUUCUUUCCACCGCCUUUCCACGUCGUCUGAUGCGCGCAGUCCUUCCGUGGCUGCUCUGCCAUGGUCUCCCAUCAAUCCGAUCCUUGCAAUCAAGGUGCCGACGCUCAGUGCGUCUUCGCAACCUCCGCUGCUGGCGUCUGCCUCAGACACUUGUGCAUCGAGCGAGAGCAACCUCGACGUCUCUGGGGGAUCGUCAGAGAGACGGCCGAGCGCGUUCGCGUUGCCUCCUCCGGUGGUGAUCUGCUCCCCUGCGUCCUUCUCAGCAGCCUUCGACAGCGCCUCGCAGCCCAAGUUUCUCUUCGAUUUCGGGGACCCGGUGGCCUACUGCCGCUUCUGUCGCGCCCUCGCGUUGGCAAUUCGACGCGUUCAGAGACAGGCCGACGCGAAGAAGGCCCUCAAACUCUCUCAGCGCCUCGCGCAUGCUGUCGGGGCUCCUCCCCGCAGCUGGGAGAAAGGCACGCUCGGACACUCGAAUGUACACGGCAAGAACACGGCUGCCUGCUCUUCCUGCGCGCACGCGUCAGAAAGGACAAAUGACGAGACCUUCCCGUCGCGACUCGAGGCUGCAGGCUUUCCUUCUUCCGCGCAGUUGGGGGUGCCGGAAACCCUCCCAAAGGAGCCGUUCUCUGUAGCUUCGAUCUUGGCCAAGCGGGGCCCAGAGAACGCGACAGACCGGCACGACCGGCUGGCGCGUUUCCCGGUGCCCCCAGGGAUCUGCGGCUCCCCUGUCUUCUGUCCUUCGAGCUCCGCUUCGCGGGACUCAGAGAGUCCAGGGGUGGGGUCAACUAGCAGACUCGGCCUCGGAGAGGUUCAGUCCUCUCCCGGCUUCUCUGCGAUUUCUGAGAGUCCAGUGUGGAGCCGAGAGGACGCCCCGCAACCUGCUGCAUGUCGAAAGCGUUUCUUGCAGCCUGUCAGCUGUCCGACGGAUCUGGAGAGCAGCCCAUGUCUCCCACUUUUUUCGCGUGCGGACGCUGUCCCCCUUGGCAGCUCACCAACGCGUCCCUGUCGUUGUCGGGAGUGUCUUGACAUGGGUUCGAGAACGGUGUGUCCGCCUUUUCAUUCGAGCGGCUUCUUCCCGGGGACGCUGGGGCCUGCUCUCGGGGGGUCGCGCUCGCUGUCAAACGCGGGAGAAGUUCUCUCCCGUCUGAACGCGGGGCACGUCAACCCUGUGGAGUCGUCGCGCAAUCCGGUACGGAAUGGAGAGUUUUUUCCCGAGAACGCAAGUGCUCCGACGCGGGGUUAUGCGGAGCCUGGCCAGCUCGAGCCCCGACCGGACAUCGUUGAGGCUUUGUCUUCUCUCCUCGAAUGUUUAAAGAACAAGCGCCGGGAGCAGAGGGACAUGGAGCAAAGGGCGAGGCAAGAAGGGAGACACCAUGGCUGUUUUGAAGUACACAGCGGGGCGGCAGGCGCGUUCUGUGCAGCUCACCAAAAUCGAUCCGAUGGCCCAGGCCAGGUCAACAGGAAUACGCACCACUUUUUCCCAGCAGAAGGCCACCCUGCGCCCAUUUGUCCUUCGCGUGAACCCCCGUGUUAUGACGUUCCAACCAGAGAUGUGUUUGUGGACUCUGUUGGCCCUUCAAGCUUGCACUUGGCUUCCCAUGGAGCCGCACAGCCAGAUGGUGGAGCGCGCGCGCCAGCAGCCGAAGGCGAUUGCCGCCGUUGCAAGAGUGAGGGACUGGAACGCGAAAGGGCGGAAACACCACGCGCCGGUUUGGAUCAGAGGUCUCGAACGGAAUCCAGAGAGACGAUCCGGUCGCUCAACCGCACCAUGAACAAACUGCUGCAUGCAUUGGAGGAGUUCUCGCCUCAAAGUCCUCAGUGGCUUGGAGUGAAAGCAAAACGAGACCUCGCUCAACAGCCAGAUUGCGCUUUCCCCACGAACAACACUACGACCGCGUCACCGGUCCGAGAGAGCAAAGGCCACCGCGCGUUUGGUGGUGGUGCGUGUCCGACUGAUCCCUGGUUCGCGUCUCUAAGGGGAAGCGAGUAUGGGGACUCUUUGAACAUCGCGACCGAGACUGCUUCGGAUUUCGGUUCUUCUCGGCCCAGCACGUCUCGACGGCGUGACGUGUGGCGGCUGCCUUUCUUCGGAAAAGACAAAAAGGAGGCACGCCGCGGCGAAGAGCAGUGUCGAGGUCUCCACACGGUGUCGGCCACCUCGGAGCGGUAUCUCGGGGUGGACGAGAGCACGCGCGCAUUCUCCGCUAAUAAGGAGUUUUCCGAAGCCGGCGGGAGCGCCGCGGGCGGAUCUGUAGCGGAGAAGGACCUCCUGCUCGUGCAGCAGCAGGAUCAACUUGAGCGACUUCGAUCGGUGGUCGAAUUUCUUCUGCGACAGCAAGAGCUUCAGCUCGUGGAAGGGCGGCCGAAAGACGAGGCUGCCCUACGUGAGGAGUGGGAAGAACAACAGAGACUGUGGGAAGUGGAGCGGCGACUGCGAUUCCGUCCAGCCUCUGGGCACUCGGAAGUGGGGCUCCAAAAUGUCGCGAUCGACGCACACGGCUCACAAAACGAACAACUGCCCGCGACAGAUGCGUUGGAGUGUCCUGUGGUUGCCGCCGCGAAACAGACAGAGACAGCUCGGCCAGAAAACGGCAUCGGCGCGCCGGGACGAUGGGCGCUGCCCCGUGCAGCAGCGAGUGACCACGGCACUUGCGAGUGUGAGCAGGGGGAAGGAGACGAAGACACCGAGAGCUGUCUUGUCGGUUCGUCUCUGGCGACAAGAUUCCCUCCUCACUCUCCGCUUUCUGGUAGUGUCCACGGGACAAGUCGCCAAGAGGGUGGGGGGGUUGCGGAGAACGGACAUAAGGAGAGGUCCCCGCCUUUGUUUGAGGGUGAGACGAUGGUAGGCUCGUGCGUGAGUCCGCUGGUGCGGGCUUCACAAAUGACUGAGAACGAGGACUUCUUUUCGACACAGAGGAUUUUGUUGCACGGGAUGUGUCAACCUGAUGCUCUCCUUUCUCCAGAGAAAAAGGCCGAGCAGCCGCUUUUCUUCAGCAUCUCCACACCGCGAUUCCGUCUUGACACGUGCGAUGACGACGAUGACAAUCUGCCAAAGACGACAGAUGGCGGCGGUCUAGUGCAGCAGAACUGGGGCGGACGGGAAGGAAACACCCAGGACAGGAUGUGCUGUACAGGAGCUCCAUACGGACAAGGCCCCAGUUUCCCAACGAGUGCAGUCAAGAGACAGGAUUGCAAACUUGGAUUAGCUGCAAGCCCAGUUACCCGUCGAGAGAUGAGCAGUGGCCACGCAAGUGAGACGAUGGCAAAUGUGGAAGAGACAGUUCAGCUGCAUGGCAGUUGGUCUCAGCACGAAGAAGAAAAAGACAAGCACGCAAAGGACGCCUUUGUGGGUGAGACGUGUCUGGAGAGAGCGGCAAGACGGCUUCGGGAGGUGGGCGAAACAGGGUGUGACGCUGGCACGAGAAGAGGGCGGACGGAUGCCCAGGUGCCAGCAGGAGAUGAUAUCAAACAAGCACACAUCGAGUUUUCAGUUCCCUCAGCUGCAGCUACGCACGCCUGGGAGCGUUUGCGCGUGUCUGUACAGCAAGAAGAAAGUCGGGAAGGUGUGCUGACGACCAGCGAUGCAGGUAGCGGUGUCUCACCGACGUCAGCGGGAGAGAGGGAGGGAGAGGUUGAGGUUUGGAGAAGUUUCCCGGUGGAGCAGGACGUUGAAAGGGUGUAA